AUGGAAGCUGUAAUUUUCACAAAAAUCCUCUAUUUCUUCACUCUUUUUCUGACGCUUUUAUUUAUAAUCACUUCCGUAACAGGCCAAUCGCCAUGCAACGGUACAAUAGCUGAGUGUAACGAAGAGUUGGAGAUAUUAAUGGAGUCUGAUAUUAGUAGAAGAUUUCUUGAAGAAAGAAAAAAGUAUAUAUCUCCUGGAGCUUUGAAAAGAGAUCAGCCGGUUUGUAACGGCGGCGGUGGCGGCGAACCGUAUUCCCGAAGCUGUCUUCCGCCGCCGUCGAAUCCGUAUAAUAGAGGUUGUUCUAAGUAUUAUCGUUGUAGAGGUGAUCAAUGA
Messenger RNA from Nicotiana tabacum (common tobacco), 333 nucleotides. The record is from RefSeq and is a predicted model, not a curated record. Lineage: Eukaryota; Viridiplantae; Streptophyta; Magnoliopsida; Solanales; Solanaceae.